Messenger RNA from Striga asiatica, 396 nucleotides. NCBI's taxonomy places the organism in Eukaryota, Viridiplantae, Streptophyta, Magnoliopsida, Lamiales, Orobanchaceae. The record is from the annotation of a GenBank genome assembly.
AUGGAAGGCCUCCGCAUUUCCUGGCAAUCUCCUUCCCAAUCUCUUCCAAUUCUGGAGGGCACCCUUGUUCCUGAAACACGCACCCACGCAACAAAUUCCAACUUUCUUCCACCUUCAGAAACCUCAUCUGAACGUAGUCUUGGCCGUCCAGUGCUUAAAUUGUCACAGGUUUUUCCUGGAUGGAUUUUAAGUGAAGUGUACCAGGAGUUGGAUUUUGACUUUGAAGAGCCUCCCACCAUAGUCGAGAUUUCUCCUUGUGCUGUGGCUGUGAAGAAAGAGUUGUUUGGUCCUCUUCUUUACAUAAUGAAGUUUCAGGACUACUCCAUUUCCUACUUGUACUGUAUGAAGGUCGAAAACAUGGAGCAUAGCUGUUGCAAAUAUUUCAUAAAGUUAUGA